Messenger RNA from Fraxinus pennsylvanica, 1947 nucleotides. Lineage: Eukaryota; Viridiplantae; Streptophyta; Magnoliopsida; Lamiales; Oleaceae. The record is from the annotation of a GenBank genome assembly.
AUGAGCUUAAAUUGCUCAUGCAUUAUCGGCAACAAGUUCAUUUCAGAUCUAAUGAUUGCUCGCCAACUGAAACUCAAAACCUUCAGCAAAAUUCCCGUACUAAAGCUUCGAGGAAUGAGAAAAUUUUGCUCAUUUUAUAAUGGACGACACGUGCUCGAUGAAAAUCCUAAGCAAAAUCUUGUCCCUUUUCAUCGUUGCAUGCUCUAUUUUAUUCGCCAAGGUCGUGAAUUUGAAGCUCUUAACACUUUCAAGAAGCAGCUUCAAUUGGGUAUUUUACAAAUUGAUGAAGUGGCAAUUGCCAUUGCUCUCAAGGCUUGUCGUAGGGACCAAAAACGUGGGUGUCAAAUUCAUGGUUUUGCGAUAACUUCUGGACAUAUAUUUUAUGUUACUGUGUCUAAUUCAUUGAUGAACAUGUAUUGUAAAUCAAAAAAUCUGGACAAUGCAUUCUCUAUCUUUAAGAAUUUGAAGAACCCUGAUACUGUUUCUUAUAACACGUUGUUGUCGGGCUACGAAAAUGGUGAAGAAGCAUUAAUGUUUGCUCGUGGAAUGCGUUCAGCUGGUGUUGUUUUUGAUGCCGUGAGCUACACUUGUGUUCUUGCGCAUUGUGCACAUUGUCAGGAGUUUGAUUUUGGCAUUCAGUUUCAUUGUCUUGGUUUGAAGUUUGGUUUGGAAAGUGAGAUUUUCAUUGGGAAUGCACUGGAGGGUACUUAUGGACUGGAAGCCAUUUUGACAUUUGUAGAAAUGGUGAGAGAAGGUAUGAAGCUGGAUCAUGUAUCGUUUACUGGUGCGGUUUCAGCUUGUGGCCAUGAAAGGAACUUGGUUUUUGGCAGGCAGAUACAUACGAUGUUGAUUAAGAGAGGAUAUGAUACUAAUGUUUCGGUUUGUAAUGUUUUGAUAUCAAUGUAUUCCAAAUGUGAUGUUGUGGAUGAUUCAAAGUUGGUUUUUGAGAACAUGAUUGAUCGUAAUGUAGUGUCUUGGACGACAAUGCUCUCCAUAACUGAAGAGGAUGCUGUCAUUUUAUUUAUGGGAAUGAGAAGAGAUGGAGUAUAUCCAAAUGAUGUUACAUUUGUGGGAUUAAUCCAUGCCGUAACAAUAAACAAUAUGAUUCAAGAAGGCCUAAUGGUACAUUGUUUUUGUAUAAAGACAAACUUUAUUUCAGAAUUGAACGUAGCUAAUAGUUUCAUUACCAUGUAUGGUAAGUUUGAGCUCAUGGAAGACUCUAUUAAGAUUUUUGAGGAGCUCGACAACGUAGAGAUUAUAUCAUGGAAUGCUUUGAUAUCUGGUUACUCUAUGAAUGGGAUGUAUCAAGAAGCUGUACAGAAUUUUUUGUCUGCCUCAACAGAAUUACGACCAAACCAUUAUACAUUUGGCAGUGUCUUAAAUGCAGUUGCUUCAUCUGAAUCAAUUUCUCUGAGGCAGGGCCAACGAUUUCAUGAUAUGCUGGGCCGGACAGGGAGUCUGGAGGCUGCUGAAGAGUUUGUUAAUCGGAUUCCUGGAGGACCAGGAAUAUCUGUGCUGCAAAGCUUGCUUGGGGCUUGCAGGAUUUACAGAAACGAGGAGAUGGCCAUGAGGGUGGCCGAUGCUCUGAUUGCCAAGGAACCUGAUGGUUCAGGUUCUUAUGUAUUGAUGUCUAACUUGUUUGCAGAGAAGGGGAAGUGGGAGAAUGUAGCUAAAAUGAGGAAAAUGAUGAGAGAUAGGAAAGUGAAGAAAGAAAUCGGAUUUAGUUGGGCAGAUGUAGGUAAUGUUGAUGAUUCCAUAUAUAUGCAUGGAUUUUCGUCAGGGGACAAGUCUCACCCGUUGUCUGAGGCGAUUUUUAGGAUGUCAGAAUUGCUAGGAUCAGAAAUGAAGUAUUUAGAGAAAGAGGAGAAAGAUCAUUUACUAUUUGAUCAAAAGAGACUGGGAUAUCUAGAAUCCUUUACUAUAAAUGGCCAAGUCUUAUUAGAGUAA